AGUCGCCUCCCGGCGCGCUUUGUGUCGCAGGUGCGUGGAGAAGCAGCGCGAGGACAGAUGGCUGCGCUGACAAUACAAAGGACUGACAACUUUUUGCACACCUUUUUACAGGACCGGACGCCCAGCUCCUCUCCAGAGGGAGCACCUAACGCCCUCUCUUUCCUGGCCACCACCUGUAGCCAGGCCUGGCAGGUGGGAGGCAGUAUGGGCUCAGAAGGCUCCCAGUUCCCCUACGAGGGCACGGUCAGUUCCACGUCGGGAAUGUUUCAGCUCUGGAGCAACGACAUGACGCCCAGCACAGCCCUCAGCACACACCAGAUGACCUUCACGGUGCCCAAGGUGCAGUUCCCUGGACACAUGCAGUCUGGCCUGGGUCACCAUCAUCAUCACCCCCAUCAUCACCACCAUGAGCUACCUCUCACCCCUCCAGCUGAACCACCCUCAUCCUACUCCUUCGAACUUUCCCCUGUUAAAGUCUUGUCCUCGCAGCCGCAGACCAGCGGCCCCUAUUACCCUCAGCACAACAGUGUGGGACAAAACUUCCCCAGCUUCCUCCAGAACUCCUCAGCCAGGCAUCACCUGCCUGGAGGCCAUGUGGAGGAAGGGCAGCAAUGGUGGAGCCUACCCCAAACCAACGCCACCCCCUCCAACCAUCCCUUCUCCCUGGGCAGACAACUUGUCUUGGGCCACCAGCCCCAGAUAGCCGCCCUUCUCCAGGGCACCUCCAAAGGGCUGCUGAGCUCCACACGCCGCUGUCGACGUUGCAAAUGCCCCAACUGCCAGGCCAAUGGCGGGGGGUUAGAGUUCGGAAAGAAGAGACUGCACAUCUGCCACAUCCCAGAGUGUGGCAAAGUGUACAAGAAGACAUCUCACCUGAAGGCACAUCUGCGCUGGCAUGCCGGGGAAAGGCCUUUCAUCUGUAACUGGCUCUUCUGUGGUAAAAGCUUCACCCGUUCAGACGAGCUGCAGCGGCACCUCCGCACACACACAGGGGAGAAGCGCUUUGGGUGCCAGCAGUGCGGCAAGAGGUUCAUGAGGAGUGACCACCUCUCCAAACACGUCAAGACCCACCAGACCAGGAAGAGCCGGUCGGGGCCGCCUUCACAGAGCAUGGACCCUCUGCUUACCAAUAUCAAGAGAGAGUAAUCUCUGUGGUCCAUCAUUUAAAAAUAAUAAUCAUCAAUGAACAGACUUUGUGACUCACACUUGCUGCCAUAGGUUUGCACUAGAGGGUAAGCAUCAAGCUCCCCGAACAUCUUCUGUUGUCAAAACCCUUUUUUUGACUUCAAGUAGUACCAUAAAAAUAUAUUUAGAGACCAUUUUUAAUAAAAGUAAUUGUGUGCUGUUUGAGGCAAGCCACCUUUAAAGAAAACUUGAAACCUUUUUCAGUGACAUUGUGAACGUUUUGCUGCAUUCGUUGUACUCUUCAAGAUGCCACACAAACAGAUUUCACGUGGAACAACACUGGUUUUAUGCCUUUAACAAUUUGUUUAAAUUUCAACUUAUGUGAUUCUCAAAAAUUUUGCAAGCUUCAUGAUGUAAAUAUUUAAUCUAUGUGAAGGAUGUGGCAGACAUGAGCAAAAUUCCACAAGGUUUACCUUAAUAUUUUGUCCAUAUUAACAUGUUCAAAAUAAAUGAAUGCCUUAGUACAGUAAAAGGUUGCUGUAUAAAAAUUAUAAUUUCUGCUCUGAAAUUAUUUAAAAAUGCCUUUGUUGCUGUUGGUAAUUAGAUUUUUAUUCCAAAAGAUAUCCUAAUUUGUUUGCUUCAAGGUAGGGAACUUUUUUGAAAUGUAAACACGAGAGUCUUUGAUCCACAGAUUUAUCUUGUCUGCUCUUAAGCAGCAGUGUGAAGCACAAUUGCUCCAGAUUAGCAAACAUUUUAAAUUUUUAAGUUCUG
Molecule: messenger RNA, 1896 nt
Organism: Xiphias gladius (swordfish)
Lineage: Eukaryota; Metazoa; Chordata; Actinopteri; Istiophoriformes; Xiphiidae
Gene: sp5l
Product: Sp5 transcription factor-like
Exons: 2
Coding region: 58-1146 (362 amino acids)
Biological process (GO): regulation of transcription by RNA polymerase II
Molecular function (GO): RNA polymerase II cis-regulatory region sequence-specific DNA binding; DNA-binding transcription factor activity, RNA polymerase II-specific
Source: RefSeq, a predicted model, not a curated record